AUGGAUAACUGGGCAAAGAGUACGGCGGCAUGGCUGGGCAUUCAGGCAUUGCCGCUCCUGGCAUAUCCCAAAUUGGUGAUUACGUUGCUCGCGAAUGAGGGCCAUCAAUCUAGCGAUGUUGAAAUCUACCUCUCCAGAUCGCUGGGGCUCUCGCUCAUUGUUCUCGCCAUAAUCGUGCUGUUCUUCACGGGCACGAUCCCGCUUUCCUCAAGCAUUACCGGCCCUGCGGUCAGACUCGACGAAGUCAACACCUCAACCGACCCGAAGGCUCCAUACGCAGUGCCGAUUUUGCGCGUCACGACGCUGUUCCACUUCACCACCGCCAUCUACUGCUAUAUGCGGUACGUGAAUGUCGCACAGACGGGGUUCAUGUUAGGCUGCGUCGGGUAUGGCGCUUUGGCUUGUAUGGGAUCGUGGUGUAUGAUCUUCGGGACGGGCAGUGGACACACGUCGAAGCGGACUGGCGCGGACAAGCGCACGACGGGGUUUCCCUUCAAGAACUCCAGCGCUUAUGAUAAGAAGAAGGAUCGCAAGAUGGGGUGA
Molecule: messenger RNA, 543 nt
Organism: Exophiala bonariae
Lineage: Eukaryota; Fungi; Ascomycota; Eurotiomycetes; Chaetothyriales; Herpotrichiellaceae
Exons: 5
Coding region: 1-543 (180 amino acids)
Source: RefSeq, a predicted model, not a curated record